AUGUUGAUUGAUCUUGAUGACACAAACCAAGAAAUGAACCUCCAUGAUUCAAUACUGAUACUCUUCGUCCUAAACGGGCUGAUAUCGUUUGUCUCGUCCGAAGGAUGGGGUAUUGAAGCGCUGAAGGGCUCCCAUGCAACAGCCAAUUUUAGAAACCUACAGCAGCCAUUGUCACUCCUUGUUCGAGGUGGUGCCGAAGAUGAUAAUGAUGAAGAAAGAUAUAGUCGACAAGUGUACACACUUGGGGCACGGGCUCAUGGAAUGGUUCGGUCUUCGACUGUAUAUGUCGAUGGGCCAAGUGACUCUGGAUUGCUAUACGAAUGCGUGAAGAAUUUGGCGCUAUCAGGUGUUGGCAAGAUUGUCUUGGUUACUUCUGACGAAACUAUGGACGCAGCGUAUCAUUCUACCGACAUGGAUGACCUCGGAAGAACCUACAUUUCUGGUGCCCGUGCAGAAUUGGGCCUGAGUGGUCAUGGAUCAUCUGUAUCAUCAGACUCAAUAUUUGUCGAGUUUCUUCGCCGGUUGAAUCCAUCACUCCAUGUCGGGUCAGUUGCUCGGAGUGAGCUACAAGAAAUAAGUGGCGGUCGCAGUGACAUUUUGCUCUGCGUGGAUAGGCCAUAUUCUACUCAGGUCUCUCUGAAUGAAGUCGCAAGAAAGAGCUCAUUUUCAUUUGUUGCUGUUGAAACUGCUGGCGUCUAUGGUCGAACCUUCUGCGAUUUUGGAAAUUGCUUUGAAAUCCACGACAUUGAUGGAGAGACUCCUCUGUCAAUACCGCUUGACCGCGUGGAGAGAAUCGACGGAGUAGAGAAGAAGAUGAAAGUACGAUGUAUCAGUGGGGAAAGGCACGAUGUAUCGAGGGGAGACGUGGUCAGUUUUUUGCUUGAAGGUGGCGAGGCUCUAGAUGUUACUUGCAAAGUUGUCCAAGUUUAUAAUCCAGAGCUUGUCUCCGUUGAAUUUGAUGUAGAUGAUGAUGAAAUUGAUUCUAUUGUUGUAAGACUGAACGAAGCGGGGAGAAGCUUCUCACGGAUAAAGCAAUUGCAAGAAGUCUCCUUUGUUCCCCUUCAAGAAGCUAUAAACGACCAAUCUGGAAGCCUUUUCACUCCUUGUGACCUUGACAAGAGUUUUGACGAGAGUAGAAGGAUGGGAAUAUUUAACUCUUUCCAAGCCUUGAACACCUUUGUAAAGGAAAACGAUCGAUUGCCUCGCAAACUGGAUUGGAACGAGUUUUAUGGCAUUGUGAAGGGAGCAACUGCUUCGUCAGAAGAUGUCAAGGAAUGGAAACGUCACUGCAAACAAUUUAUGAGAACUUGUGCUGGAAAAUUUACCCCUAUCCAAGCAAUUUUUGGGGCUGUCGCUGCGCAAGAAUGCUUGAAGGCUGCUAGUGGUCUCUAUAACCCAAUCCGCCAAUUUCUGAUUUACGAUUGCGAUGAAGUGCUACCGCCAACCAAGAAGAAACAAAUGGAAGAGACAUGCAGUUCUGGUCUGGAAUACAUUUUGGGAAGUAAAGUUGGAGAUGCUGUAAAGAAUCAAAAUUUGUUUGUUGUCGGUGCAGGUGCUAUUGGUUGCGAAAUCCUGAAGAAUCUUGCAGCGAUGGACGCGGGGACGGGAUCAAAGGGCUCAAUCAUUGUUACAGAUAUGGAUACCAUCGAGAAGUCAAACUUAAGCAGGCAGCUGCUGUUCCGUGAUAUGGACAUUGGGAAAUUCAAGAGUCAAGCAGCGAAAGAGGCAGUUCGUCGUCUGAACGAUGGCGUCAAGAUUGAAUGUCACACAAGCAAGGUAGGCGACGGCGAAGAGAGCACUCCGUUUGAUGACGAGUUUUGGUCAAAGAAGGUCGGUGUUGUUAUGAACGCACUGGAUAAUGUUGAAGCCCGAUUGUUCAUGGAUGGGCAGUGCGUUGCGAAUGAGAAGCCACUUGUCGAUGCCGGGACACUGGGUUCAAAGGGCAAUGUUCAAGUUGUUGUUCCACAUCAAAGUGAAUCCUAUGGAAGCUCCGCUGACCCACCGGAGCCAGCAAUUCCUGUUUGCACGCUGAAAAACUUCCCUUACCAAAUAUCUCAUACUAUUCAAUGGGGAAGAGAUUUGUUUGACGGAUUGUUUGUUCGUCGUCCUAAGCAGGCAAAUCAAUACGCUUCAUUGUAUUCUGAACUCGGAUGGGAAGAAAUCGCUGAAAGAUUGGAAAGUGAGUUAGGGGAAGCCGCUGCGAUUGAUGCAGCAAAAGAACUUCGCCAAGACUUGGCUAAACCAAAUGGUAACGACAAUGUGUCGCUGAAGGAAGCAAGCAUCGUAUGGGCAAUAGAGCUCGCAAACGACCUCUUCUACGAUGUAACAAAGAAACUUCUCGCUCAACAUCCAGAGGACAGUGUGGACGAAGAUGGCGAACCAUUCUGGUCGGGAUCUAGGAAAACGCCCAAGUUGAUUUGGUUCUCUUCUGAAAACGAAUCGGAGAGCCAGCAAUCUCUUGUCAAUGAAAACUACGCAGAUUUCGUUCAUCAUGCAGCGAGGUUGCGUUUGGAAGCCCUAGUUGAAGAUCCAGCUUCAGUGAAAGACUGCUUAAUCACAAAAGAGGACGCUGUCGAGGCUCUGAGGAAGUAUAGCUUGCGGGAUCCAGAUGCUAGAAGCGAAGCCGAGUCACCCCAAGUGCAAAUUCGACGACGCUUGGAAUCGUUGGGAGAUAAUGUUUGGUCCGAGAGGCCUCAAAACGUUGCUGAAUUCGAGAAAGACGACGAUUCAAACGGUCACAUCGCAUUCAUCACUGCUGCAAGUAAUCUUCGUGCCAUGUGCUACGGAAUUGCACCAGCUGAUGCGAUGGAAACCAGAAGGAUUGCUGGCAAGAUUGUCCCUGCGAUGAUAACCACAACGGCCUUGGUCUCGGCACUUUCUUGCAUCGAAAUGGUGAAGGUGGUCCAAGGGCUACCAUUGCAACGAUAUCGCAACGCCUUUAUCAAUCUAGCACUGCCCUUCUUUGCUUUCACAGCGCCUCUACCUACCGAAGAGCUACCAGGAUUGAGAGGCAGCACCUACACUAUGUGGGAUCGUUUGACCGUGAAGGAAGGAAAGAAAACAGCAGAACGAGGAGGAAUAACUGUUCGCCAAUUCCUGAAGCGUCUCAAGAAGAAGGCUUCCGACAACCCUGAUGAACUGGACAUUUCGACUGUCACAUUCGGUGAGUUCAUGAUUUAUGCGAACUUUUUGAAUGAAGAUGACGACGAUUUGCUGGACAAGAAACUAUGGGAUGUCGUACAAGGGGCUCUUGAAAGUGCCGCUGAGUUUGAAAAAGAAUACUCCAGAGACGGCGGCGAUGAAUCAAAAGCCACUACCGUUGAAGCAGCCAGGUUUUUGGACUUCACUGUCGCAGUCGAAGAUCUGGAAAAUGGUGAAGAAGUCGAACUUCCACCAGUUCGAGUUAUACGGUCAUAA
Messenger RNA from Cylindrotheca closterium, 3417 nucleotides. The record is from the annotation of a GenBank genome assembly. NCBI's taxonomy places the organism in Eukaryota, Bacillariophyta, Bacillariophyceae, Bacillariales, Bacillariaceae.